Messenger RNA from Alternaria novae-zelandiae, 282 nucleotides. RefSeq lists its product as uncharacterized. The transcript has 2 exons. Lineage: Eukaryota; Fungi; Ascomycota; Dothideomycetes; Pleosporales; Pleosporaceae. The record is from RefSeq and is a predicted model, not a curated record. The coding region runs from base 1 to 282 and encodes 93 amino acids.
AUGUCCGGAGGCGCUAACACGAGCGAACCGUCAGUCAAUGGUGCGCACGCGAUCGGCACGCGAAUCGAUGGCGAGCAAAGUAAUGGCAUCCAUAACGAUGACGACCAAACCAAGGGCGAUGGAAACAAUGACGAGCAAAACACUGGCGAGCAAAUCAAUGCGACGGAGCCCAAUAACAACUAUGAUUUUACGACCCGUAUUGACGGUCGGGAUAUUGACGAUGACGAGCAGGGGAUUGUCGCGGACAUCGAAGCUUCAUGGGCAUAUGGUAACCCGAAAUAA